AUGCUGAGUGACAGGCCUGUGACCGGUGUGGAUGAAGUCACCCAGGCAAACUCCAUUACCGAGCACCAGUCCCACAGCGACUCCUCCUUGGCCACGGGCAGCUCAGAGGGCAGCCUGCAGACCACCCUGGAGGAAAGGCUGAGCUUCAGCAUCUCCCCACCACCGCCGCCACCACCCCCGUCGUCCUCAUCAUCACGGGACCGGGACCCGGCCUCGCCUCGGCCGGUGCUCUGCCCAGUCCCCCUCCCCAUCCCCCCGCCGCCCGCCACCCCUUCCCCCCGCCGGCAGCAGCGGUGCGGGGCCAAACCGUCUGGCGCCAGCGUCCCCCUCCAGGCCACCAGGGGCCACCAGCGGAGCCAGAGCAGUUGUGGGGACUCCAUGGACCCCUCGGACAACGACGACGCUGGCGCGAUGGGUUUGGCCACGAUGGCGGGCACUGACACGGCAGACUGCGGCCAGGCGGGCACCAACAGCGAACACUUGUCGGAGGCACUCAGCAGCCUGUCGCUCUCGUCGCUGCGCUGCUCUGGCUCGCUGGCGCCCCCGCUGGCCAAGAAGUGCAACAGCACAGGGAGCCUGGAACAGGCGGGAGCGCCGUGUCGGCCCGGGGAGGCAAAGACUCCAGGCAGCUGGACGGUAUGGACCCCCAGGGGUACCUGCCUGCCCCAUGGACGGGGGAGGUGGAGGAGAGGGGCACGGCUGGGCAGGGGAGUGACCAGGGGGUGCCACCAGCAGGGUGCUUGGGGGUGAAAGGCAGCAGCCAGACCUUGGACGCCGGCUCUCGGAAGAACAGAUGAAACCUGUCACGUGACCCCCCCCCCUCUCUCCCUCUAUUUCUCUUUGAUCCCCCUUUUCCUCCGCUUGUGCUCCUACUCUAUUCCGGAACGUUCCCGUGAACUUCACCUCCCAACUCUCGUGGCACGUUCCCCUGUGUUUUCCAGUACCAUCUCAGCGAAUGGCCACCAUGCUGCUGCUGCUGCUUCUGCUGCUCACAGACUUGGGAAAUGUUCCAUGGGGCUCACAGGAGUUUCGAACGGAGAAAAGCCAGAACUGCUAGGAGUGAUUUCCCUCCCUCCCUCCCUUCUGUGUUAUGGCUGUAGAGAUCCAUGCGUUCAGUGGAAUUAGCUGGGUUGCAGGAAAUCAAGAUGGCUGUCAUGCUAGUCUCUUUGUAUUUGCGACUAAAAAGGAAAGAGAGAGAAAAACAGUCAGAAAAGUCAUUGCAGCAUCACUAACUGAGUCUGAAUUUUUCAGCAUCAGCCUACAAAUGUGGAGGUUUUAGCUGCAAAGAAGGUGGAGAGGAACUCGUGAGGGUGGUUCUUUGUUUUGUUUUCUCACCGUACACUUUGACACACACACGGAAAAAAAAAACAUUUGUUAAAAAAAAAAAAAACGCAUACGGUCUUUCUGAUGAGAUUUGUACUGUACGUUUUCUAUUACCCACGAUUAGUAGCAACGAAUGACCUUUUCAACACUAUGUCAUCUUUGAGAGGGUGACAAGCAAAUCCUGUUUCCUGUCACCUCCAUUUUAUAUGACCUUGUUAGACUUAUUGUGUGUGUGUGUGUGUGUGUGUGUAUGGGUUGAGGGGGAAAGUGUGCACAAAAGCAUGUCUGAAUUUUGAGAAGUUAUUAAUGUAGGGAAAAAAGACCUGGACCGUAGAUUUAUUAGUGUUGGAGAUUAGAGGGAGGCUUAUGCAGAAUGAACUGAUCAUUCUUGUGACAGUAGAAAAAAAAUCAGUUCUGCUUAGAACAGGCAACCAGCAAUGAACUGCCACAAAAUGGAUCCCCUUCUUUCAGUCCUCCAUGAUGAUGUCUUGUUUCCUUUAUGCGUCUGUGCCUCAAGUUCUGCAUACAAUGCACAUGUAUCUCAUUCAUUCUCUCUAUCUUUCCGUCUCUCCCACACACACACACACACAUGCACACACUCUCAGCAGAGGUUAGUUUCCACUAUAUUGAUUAGUUUGACAAAGCCAAUAUUUCAACCUUUAGCAUAGCUGAUUCUCAGAGAUUCACUGUACCGCUGCAGUUAGAGGGAGAAGAGGAAAAUAUAUUUUGAUUAUGAAAAGCAUUCAUGCAUAGUGUCGUGAUGAUGUGAAGUACUCGUAAUGGUAUAACAAUGAUGGACUCCGUACCGUAGAAUUGAGUGUUUUCAGGAUAUGUGACCAUAUAGUAGCCUACAGUAUAUUGUAGUUCUUCAAGACUCCGCAGAAAACCCUGCGCAGAAAAGGUCUACAUUCAAGCGCUGCAACAAAGUCCAGAACGAGUUGCAUGUUGGCUUUCAUUUAUUUCAUUUCAAAGAAAACAAAUGAUUAAAACGAAAAAACGAAAUUUGGUGUUAGCAAUGUUUUGAACUGUGGUUACAGGAAUAGACACGGUUUUUGGUAGGUUAUGCAGUAGGCAGCACAGCUUUGUACCGCAGGUAGCCUACAAUGUUGGCCUGCUGAAAAAGGACAGGAUUUAUUGGACAAUGCAUCUGAAAAUGCAUCAAUAUCUGGUGAGCAGUUGGACCAGUGUGUCAGCAGUAUUUAGUUCACCGGGAUAAGUAGCUGUUUCUCUCACGCCGUUUGACAAGCCUCCCCUUCUUCUCUGCCAUGCGAACAUAAAGAGCGUGUCAACUCUGGUGAGGGUUUAACGUUUAAUCCAAUUCCCAUGCCGCCAUCUAAAGAGAGCAAUGGUAGGCGGAUUUGAAGCGACGGUAAGCUUGACGGGCUUGGCGCUGUUUGUGACGAUCUGUCACAAACGUUUCACACCACCAUCACCCAUACCCAAUAAAAAAAAAAAAUGAGAUGCGUUAUUCUUCCACACGAGAGGGGUGAAGUGUGAUCUCCUUAGCUUGCGUAAUUCCUUCUUGAGUAACCCGCUGCUUUUGUCGCGGGUGCCUUUGUUGAUAUUGGCUUUUGUUGUAGUUCAACCUGGUGCACUUUAUGGUGGAGCUGUUUUCUCAUUUCAAACAUCACUGAUGAUUUAAGAUGGGGCGAGUUGGUGGCGGCCUCCACAUGUUCGAUUCUGAUGUGGAGAGAGAGGGAGGGGAGUUUUGAGAUGUUAUGUUUCUAAGGAGGCAGAUUAAGAUGCAACGAAUCGGAGUACUUUGAUGCAGAUGCCAAGCGUUCUCUUCCAAGGCAAGACAAUCUGCCAAGUUCGAUCUGAUAAACAUGUCUAAAUGUAUGUGUGUGUGUGUGUCUGUGUGUGUGCAUGUGCUGACUACAUGGUUGAUCUUUCCAGAAUGUUCUAAUGCAGUGUUUCUCAAAGUGUGGUCCGGGGACCACUGGUGGUCCGCAAGCUAUCCUAAGUGGUCCGUGAGCAGACAUGGUAAAAUAUAUGAUAGGCCUAUAGAUGAG
This is a messenger RNA of Alosa alosa (allis shad), 3335 nucleotides long. Its product is annotated as WAS/WASL-interacting protein family member 3-like. The record is from RefSeq and is a predicted model, not a curated record. Lineage: Eukaryota; Metazoa; Chordata; Actinopteri; Clupeiformes; Clupeidae. The transcript has 2 exons. The coding region runs from base 1 to 750 and encodes 249 amino acids.